Thunnus maccoyii (southern bluefin tuna) is the source of this 1604-nucleotide messenger RNA. RefSeq lists its product as uncharacterized. NCBI's taxonomy places the organism in Eukaryota, Metazoa, Chordata, Actinopteri, Scombriformes, Scombridae. The coding region runs from base 171 to 1340 and encodes 389 amino acids. The transcript is spliced from 7 exons. The record is from RefSeq and is a predicted model, not a curated record.
GAUAGAGCCAUCAAAAGCCCUCCUGCAAGGUUGAAGUGCCACCAGUCUUCAGACUGAAGAAGCGGAAGUUGGAUGACAUCACUGAGUGGAGCUGAAAGAGCGGAAGUGAACGCUACAGACUGUCUUGACAAAGUCUUUGACGUGAGAGAGAAUUUCGUGUGGAUUGAAAAAUGUUUCUUCUUCUGAGUUUUAUCAUUGCAGGUACUAUGGCAGAGGACCCAUCAAUGAUUCAUUACCGUCUGAAAAACAGCUCAAUAUGUCUUCAUGUUAAAAAACCACCACCAUAUCAAAGUGGUCAGUGGACAUUUGCUGAAAAAGCUAUUAUUUAUGGUAACUCCAUCAACCCCGACUAUGCAGAAAAAGUGGAUUAUGAACCUAAGAACCUAACCUUGUGUGUGCGUGAUCUGAAUGAGACAAACAGUGGAAUCUAUCAAGUCUCAUUCGUUGACUCUAAGUUUAAUGCUAUCACUGAGUCUCACAAAGUCAUUGUUCAAGACGCUGUUCCCAGACCUGUGAUCAGGAUGUCAGUGCUGCACUCUAACCUGUCUGCUAGACUCUGCACCAUCAGAGUCAACUGCUCCAUCCAGGAAGACUGGGUGUGGUCUGUCUGUGAUGAGAACGGUUGCAAAACACCUCAGGAAUCACUCAGCAGGGUCAACAUAUCCAUCUCCAUUGACAACAGAACUGUUGUCUGCAGUGGCAACAACCAUGUCAGCACGAACAAUGUUUCUGAAAGCGUAGAGGCAACGUGCUUCAAUAAAUCUAAUCCUGAACAAAAACAAGAAUCACAACCAACAGUACCAGUUAUAAUAUUAAUAAUUAUUAUAGUGGUUGUAAUUCUCUCAUUUACUGUCUUCAUGGCUAAGAAGUGUUGGUCAACAGAAAAUAAUCACCAUCAGACACACAUAUCUAACGCACAGUUGAUGCAAAGCCAGCCAGUGGAGAUGCAGCCACAAGAGUCUCUACCAAGGCCCAGGGUCUCUACCUCUUCAAGUCAAGGUGAUGUCACUUAUGAAAAUGUAGAGACCACAUGUGCCAGCCAGACCAGCAACCCAACUAUCAGCCCAGGGGAGGAAUUGGGGUCCAAGCAAAGUCAGGAAGUAGAUACUGUUUACAGCCUUUUACAGGCACCAGCUGUGACGGCCUCUCUGGGCAAGAGUGACAACGGUAAAAAUAUGAAAGCAUGCAAGAAGAUACGAGAGGCAACGUUUGUCACCCUGGAUGAGGCAGACCACACCAGACAGAUUGACACAGUGUACAGUGUAUUGCAAAAGCCAAAAAGUCUGAAGGCACAGCACCAUCAACAGGACAAACAAGAUGUGGAGAAGCCAAAGACAUGAACAUGAAAGCUGAAAGAGGAAUGUUAGAAAGCAUUCUAUGAAAACCAGAAUGAUGAUAUGGACAUUUAUGCAAUUUUACAUUAUUACUUUGGAGGAUGGAUCUUUAUAGAUUAUGCAUUUGUUUUAUAGAUUUUUUUUUUAUUGUGGUAUUUUUUUUCUUUAAAGUGUGUCUUAACAUUAUUGAGUUCUGUUUAAGAAGAUAAACUUUGGUUGGGGUUCAAUGUUUAUAUUUUUUGUAAAAAAAAACAUCUUGGAAUUAUUAGU